Molecule: messenger RNA, 450 nt
Organism: Fraxinus pennsylvanica
Lineage: Eukaryota; Viridiplantae; Streptophyta; Magnoliopsida; Lamiales; Oleaceae
Source: the annotation of a GenBank genome assembly
AUGGGAAGAUUAGUACUCACAACAAUAUCAUCCUCAACAACACCGCAGCUUCACCACCACCAUAGCCUUCCAUCGAACUGGCGGCGGCGGAAAUCAAAUAUCUAUAAAAAGGGGAUAAAGGAAGAGAAGAUGAUGGGACAAGAAGGGGAGAGCAGUAAUGGAGAGACCGGCAAGCUACGGCGGCUGCCGCUGUCGGAAGUGGUGGAGGACUGUGUAAGGAGGUGGUUCCGUGAUACUCUCAACGAAGCUAAAGCUGGGGAUAUCAAUAUGCAGGUCCUUGUAGGCCAGAUGUAUUAUAGUGGCUAUGGUGUCCCCAGAGAUGCCCAAAAGGGAAGAAUUUGGAUGACAAGAGCUUCAAGAGUUAGAUCUUCAGUUUGGAAAGUCAGCAAUAAGCGCCCAGGUUACAACGCAAGUGACUCUGAUUCAGAUGAGUUGAGAGCAGGCUCUUGA